AUGAAUGAAGUGGAGAUAUGCCUCCAACCGCCAGCUUGGUAUCUGCCAGAAGACUGCGGCUACAUGCUAGAACUGGAUAAGGACGGGAACGAGCUUGAACGUUUUGCCGCAGCUCGACUGCACAAUUGCAACAUUCAGGUAAAUUCACUCGAUGAUGAGUGCAAGAUCAUAUCUACGUAUACAUACUCUGCUGUUGAUGCUUCGAGAACGGUUUGUAUUGCUCGACUUGGCUCCUAUUUUGCGUUGAAGAACGCCUACUCGUUACAUAGGAAUACAACGUCCACUGGGCUGUCUAUUUUAAUUGUACACCUAGGCGACUGGUACGCGGUAAGACGGUAG
Phytophthora infestans T30-4 is the source of this 339-nucleotide messenger RNA. RefSeq lists its product as uncharacterized. NCBI's taxonomy places the organism in Eukaryota, Oomycota, Peronosporomycetes, Peronosporales, Peronosporaceae. The transcript is spliced from 5 exons. The record is from RefSeq and is a predicted model, not a curated record. Bases 1 to 339 code for a protein of 112 amino acids.